Eucalyptus grandis is the source of this 2211-nucleotide messenger RNA. Its product is annotated as MLO-like protein 4. The record is from RefSeq and is a predicted model, not a curated record. Lineage: Eukaryota; Viridiplantae; Streptophyta; Magnoliopsida; Myrtales; Myrtaceae. The transcript has 15 exons. The coding region runs from base 356 to 2050 and encodes 564 amino acids. Gene Ontology annotation, biological process: defense response. Gene Ontology annotation, cellular component: membrane.
CAAUUCCCGCGCAAUGGAAGGUUGGCAUUUGCUUCACAGAUCAGAAGGCGAACUAACGUACGCUUUCUCGGAAUAAGCUAAAUUAUUGAACGAGCUCGCUUUGUAAGAUUCCUGGUCAAACAACCCACAUGCACGAGCUCAACUGUGACGCAUGAACGGGAAAAACAACGUUAAACAAAGAAGGAAAAAAAAGGCUCCUUCUUUUCCCCCUGUUUCCCGGAUCUAUAGGUGUCACUCUUUUCACUUCACUUCUGUUCCUGGGUCUUAUGCUUUCUCUGAAAGAGUUCUCAACUUUCCCGAGAAAAUAAUGAAGUGAAAGUUUGCUCUGAGUUUGCACAACAAUCUGAUGUGAAAGAUGGACACUGUGCAGCAAGGCAGGUCUCUGGCCGAGACCCCAACUUAUCUGGUUGCUUCAGUUGUUACCGUCUUAGUCUUUGUGUGCCUAUUCGUGGAAAGGUCCAUUUACAGAUUUGGAAGGUGGCUGAAGAAGACUAGGAGAAAGGCUCUCUUUGUUUCCUUGGUGAAGAUUAAGGAAGAGUUGAUGCUGCUUGGACUCAUCUCUCUACUGCUGGCACAAUGGGCAAAUUGGAUCUCUCAGAUUUGCGUUAACUCAUCUCUCUUCAGCAGCAAAUUCUAUCUAUGCUCCGAACAGGACUUUGAAACCGCAGGGAAUGUUGUGUCUGAAAGUUCCUUCUCUUUUCUGAAUGAGACUGAUAUUCCUCCGAAAGGAAUUAAAGCUCUGUCUCAUCAAUGUGGAGAGGGCCGAGAACCUUUUGUUUCAUAUGAAGGUCUCGAGCAGCUUCACCGUUUUCUCUUCGUCCUUGGUAUUACCCAUGUUCUCUAUAGCUGCCUGGCAGUUGGCCUUGCCAUGAGCAAGAUUUACAGCUGGAGGAAAUGGGAAAACCAGGCUACUUCAACUACUGAAGGGAAUGUCCAAGCAAGGAAAGCCAAGAUUAUGAGGCGGCAGUCUACAUUUGUUUUUCACCACACGUCUCAUCCAUGGAGCCGGAAUAGGGUCCUUAUUUGGAUACUUUGCUUCCUUCAUCAAUUUAGGAGUUCCAUCCGAAGAUCAGAUUACCUGGCUUUACGUUUGGGUUUCAUCACUAAACACAAUUUGCCCCACUCUUACAAUUUUCACAAGUAUAUGGUACGAAGCAUGGAAGAUGAGUUUCAAGGUAUUUUGGGAAUCAGUUGGCCACUGUGGGGUUAUGCUAUCAUUUGCAUCUUUGUGAAUGUCCAUGGUCUCAAUGUUUAUUUCUGGCUUUCGUUCAUCCCUGCCAUUCUUGUCAUGUUGGUGGGGACAAAGCUCCAGCAUGUUGUCUCUUCACUAGCCCUUGAAAUUGGAGAGCCCACAGGUCCAUCCAAUGCAACACAAGUAAAGCCUCGGGAUGAUCUGUUUUGGUUCGGAAAGCCAGAGAUAUUGUUACAAUUAAUACAGUUCAUCAUAUUUCAGAAUGCCUUCGAGAUGGCAACAUUUAUCUGGGCAUUGUGGGGAUUUAAACAAAGGUCAUGCUUCAUGAAGAACCAUUUAUUAGUAAUCAUUCGCCUUGCUUCUGGGGUCAUCGUUCAGUUCUGGUGCAGUAAUAGCACAGUUCCCCUGAAUGUAAUUGUCACACAGAUGGGAUCUCGGUGCAAAAAAGCCCUGGUUGCGGAGAGCGUGAGGGAGUCCCUCCAUAGCUGGUGCAAGAGAGUGAAGGCAAAAUCGAAGCGUGAUUCUGUACGUUCGUACACCGUGAGGUCUACUUGUUCGCUCGAAUCAACAAUAGAUGAGAGGGAUGAAAUUACAGUGGCAUCAGGUACAUUAUCUCGGAGCUCUUCGCUAGCCUCCCUCAAUAAUCAAGACACGGUCACAUCAAUAGACCAGAUAGAGACCGUCCUCGAUAUUCCUGAUCGUCCGCAAAAGGAGUUUUUGUCUCGGAUGGAGGAGUACUUGUCCGAGUCCUUGCGUAUGAGCACGCCACACUCGCAUCAUGGCGAAGAAGACGAUGCGGAAGAAGUUGGGCAGGAAGGUCAAAAUGAGACUCUGGAAGAGUUGUUUCGGAAGACCUGAACCACGUGAUUCAGACCGAUCGGCUUAGUUACAGGAUGACGGAAUGACAUUAUACUCAUCUACAUUCACGAUAUUGUAGAAAAACCGAGCUCUGUUUAUCUUGUAUUACCCAAAAUCCUGGAGGAUAUCUUCCUCUCAAUUAAGCCGGUUAAGGUACAAAA